Messenger RNA from Bradysia coprophila, 1059 nucleotides. RefSeq lists its product as uncharacterized. Gene Ontology annotation, biological process: polyketide metabolic process. The record is from RefSeq and is a predicted model, not a curated record. NCBI's taxonomy places the organism in Eukaryota, Metazoa, Arthropoda, Insecta, Diptera, Sciaridae.
CUUUUACAACUGGUUCCAAGGGGGAAACUACAAGCGGAAUUAAUAGAAUAGAUGGUGCAGUUUUCGGAGUCAAUUUUAAUUUAGUGGAAUUUUUCGAAUAUUUGAAACGUACAUAAAAUUGUGGAAAUCUACUUUGUUGGACACACUUUUUCCUAGCGACUUUCCCCUAUAUUCCAUAGGCUUUUGCUUCAUUCGCAACAAAACAUUUCUACUAUCUACACACGUCCCUGAGUAUCGCAAAAUCUCCAAGAUGGAAAAUUCCAACAACAAACAGCAAACGGAAGACAACUCCAUCCACAAAACGCAUGACCUCAGCGCACUAUGGGACAAACACUGCGAAUACGAAUUUGUCAUCCGUGACGCUGCUGCAACGAUGUCGACAAUGGUGCCUGAACCGUAUGUCAAUCACAUUCCUACUAUGACUGGCGGAGUCGGCGCAAAAGAAUUGUAUCGAUUCUACGAACAUCACUUCAUCCACGGAAAUCCGGAUGACAUGGAAAUGAUACCUAUUUCACGUGUGGUCGGAACGGAUCGCGUUGUCGAUGAAAUGCUAUGCUGUUUCACUCAUAAUCGUGAAAUUGAUUGGAUGUUGCCUGGAAUCGCACCGACCGGCGCUUAUGUGAAGAUUCCGCUCGUGGCUAUAGUUACGUUUCGUGAUGGAAAACUUUGCAAUGAACACAUCUAUUGGGACCAGGCUUCAGUACUGGUACAAAUUGGGCUUUUGGAUGGUACAAAUUUGCCAGUGGCUGGAGCUGAAACGGCGAAUAAAUUGCUGGACAAAAAUCUUCCUUCAAAUACUCUAAUGAAACGUUGGGCUGAUAGUGCUGCGGACGAGAAUUGAAUUGAAUUGUACGGUUAAAAUUUGUUAUAAAGGUAACGAUUGUAGAAAAUUAUGAAAAAAAUAAAAUUCGCAGAUCGGAUUCGGAUUCAGAUUCGGAUAAGAUUACAUGACCUACACCGAGCCACACGUACAGAUUGUAUCUGUGCCACUGUCUGGGAACAGAUUUCAGAAUUAAAGGAGAUACUGUUCUAGACCACUAUUGGCAGAGAAAAUUAAGU